This is a messenger RNA of Brienomyrus brachyistius, 1396 nucleotides long. Its product is annotated as tRNA selenocysteine 1-associated protein 1-like. NCBI's taxonomy places the organism in Eukaryota, Metazoa, Chordata, Actinopteri, Osteoglossiformes, Mormyridae. Gene Ontology annotation, molecular function: tRNA binding. Gene Ontology annotation, biological process: selenocysteine incorporation. The coding region runs from base 163 to 777 and encodes 204 amino acids. Gene Ontology annotation, cellular component: nucleus. The record is from RefSeq and is a predicted model, not a curated record. The transcript is spliced from 7 exons.
CCAUAAGGUGUCGCUGUUGUGAAACGAAACCGACGGGCAGGAAAAGAGAAGAUCCAGUCGGCGUGGUGCAGGAUCUUAACGCUGUUUCGGAUUAACACUGUGAAGUUCUUAAUAAUUCCGUUUACCUGCGUCGUUACGAGUGGGAGGCUUGUGUCGAGCAGAAUGAGCUGUCUUUGGAUGGGCAAUUUGGAGCCCUACAUGGAUGAGAAGUUCAUCUCCCGGGCCUUCGCCACCAUGGGGGAGCUAGUAGUGGGCGUUCGGAUCAUCCGCAACCGGGGGACAUGGGGUGCUGCAGGUUACUGCUUUGUGGAGCUGGCAGACGAGGCGACAGCAGAACGAUGUCUCCGUAAGAUCAAUGGGAAGCCCCUUCCAGGGGCCACACCGCCGAAAAGGUUCAAGCUAAACAGAGCUACAUACGGCCGCCAGGGAGACAGCAGUUUUUUUAUGUCCCGAAACAGAGGCGGUUACCCGGACAACAGGUAUUCCCAGCCCUACCCUUACAGCCAUAACCAGUAUUACCAGCAAUAUCCCAACUACUACUCAAACUGGGGCUAUGACCAGAAUUCACCAAACUAUGGCUACAACUAUAACCAGUACGACUAUUCCUCACAGUCAUAUGAUGAGAUUGAAGAUGAUGGUCUGGAAGAUCCCAAUGUUGAGAUAGAUGUGGUAGAGGCCAACCAGCAGUUCAUGGAGGAGAGUGAGGAGCUGUACGACGCCCUGAUGGACUGCCAUUGGCCGUCACAGGGAUCCCCAGAACUCCCUGUGUCUGCUUAGGGCCACACAUAGACUUUCAUGGGGGCGGCUUUUCGAUCAUGUGACUGACCCUGUUGCCACGUGAGCAGAUCUGACAGCCAGGUCCUUUGCCCCUGAGGCACGUCUCUGCAGACCAGGGCUUUCUGCAUCUCCAAAGAUUCAUGGAAAUCUUUUCUUCUCCAGCGGACAUUUUUUCUGUCAUUCCCUGAUCCUGUACUGUUACCUUUUUGAAUUGCGGUAUUGUUAGAACAUUGUUCCUUUCUUGUGCAUACAAUUGCAGAUUAGUUGCGCAAAUACUCCAGUUUACUUUAGUGAUGUUAAGGCACAGUAUAUUGAGUAAUGUCAGCUAUAGGCUUGUGUGAGCAUCGAGGGCCCUUCAGCCCAGAAGUACAUCUUUUUCAGGAGUUAACCCCUUAUUUUAUGAACAGUUGUUUAGUCCGUCACUGUUGUAUGUUCAGUGCAUUUUCUCAUUGACUUUUAUAAAUCGGUUGCACUGGACCUUCUGUCUUCUAUAGAGUUGUUCUCCCAUAGGAAAAUUAGGCAAUUUAAAGUUACAAUAGUUUAAAAUUCAAAUCCUGAUAAUACUUGCCGUUCAAAGGUAAUAUUUUGAAAAGGAAAUAAAGUAUAUUUCUGAUCCAAA